GCUAGCUUAUCCUCGACCACUCUUGUCGUUCUCGUGCGAUUAGGUAGACCAUGGCCGCAGAAGACGACAUGACUGAUCCAAUCCUCCAGAAAGACCUCAAGUUCUCCCAUCCCGCUUCGCAGAUCAAGGCUGUCAACGUCGAUGCUCCACCUCAGCGCAUAUAUGAUGAUAUGAAGAAGUACGAAGAUGCUGCCCGAGGAUACAGCUUCUUUGGGUUUGAACGAACGGUGAAAGAUAAGCACGGCACCGAGGUACCAGGAGGUGUCUUCGUCAAGCACAGACCCGUAGAUGCUCAGGUGGAUCAAGUGUACCGCAUGUCAACGGACCCUGAACGCACAGACCUUGAGCGUCUCACUCACUUCGAGACGCGUGCUGGGCGCAAUAUUGCGCUGUUUCGUUCCAUCAUUGGCGAGGACUGGCGAGGGGUGUGGAGAGGAGGGGGUGCGAUCUUGGAGAUGGAUUUUGAUGGGAAUGAGCAGUUUCAGCUUUGGCGUUACUGGGAAGAUGAGUUCUCUGAGACAACAUUGCCCAAGAUUGAAGGAGAGAUCGAGAACUAUCCCGGAAAGGGGCGUCUGGAGAGGAUAACGCACGAUGAGUUCAAGUACUUCUCGACGGUCAUCUCCCGUUCAAACAAAUACAUGCUCUUCACAUGCAACAAAGAGAAUAAGCGGGACAUGCUCGUCUACAUGACCAGGUUAUCCGAUUCAAAUACCGGUGCUGAAGCCAACUCAAGACCAUUUACCCUCGAGGCUAGGCAGAUCGUCAAGUCAACGAGCGAAGGUACAGCGCGUUGGCACGCCUACGGCUUCUCCCUCGACGACAAGUACAUCCUCCUCGCGCGCAUGAAUAGCAGCGCAGAUAAGCCCCUUUAUAUCGUCGAUAUCUCCGGCGAUGAACCUACUUUGCCCGAACUCAUAACCCUUCCUGGCUCACAACCCGGCGCGAGCGCCGUAAUUGGCCCCGCAUUCUCGUUUGAUCCUGAAAAACCUCACGUCGUGUACCUCAUCUCGAACGCGUUCGGCGACUUCGACUCCGUGGUAUCGUACGAUAUCGCGACGAAGAGCGUGACGCACAUCACGACGUCUGAGAAGGGCUUAAGCGCGCUCCGCCCGAUCCCGUGGGAGGCCGAUAUGAUCCACACCACGCAGAAGGCGGUCUUGUUCACGGUCAACUUUGAGGGAUGGAACAAGAUGUACGCUCUCCCUCUCGUAGGGCCACACCAGGGCGAGGUCGUCGAGCUGAGGCUGGGCUGGGAGCAGGGAUGGAUCGCGUUUGGCCCCAACUCGCUGAACAAUAAGCCAGGCGAGGUCGUCCUCCAUCUGGCGUCUUACCGGUCCAAGCCUUUCCUGGUACGCAUCGACAUCGACGAUGUGCUGGAGAAUGGCGUGCGCGCUGACCCAGAGGACGGAGAGAACAAGUAUGCGGAGCCCAGGAUGAGGCCAUACAGCCAGGCUGCACCGCCCGUGGACGAGACCGCGGUUCCGCCGAAGCUGCUCAAACUCAAGAGUUUCGACGGGCUGGAGAUCCCAUGCAUGUAUUAUCGUCCCAAGGGUGUAACGUCUGCUGUCCCAGUCGUCAUCUCGAUUCAUGGAGGUCCUGAAUCUCAGUCCACGUCGCAAUCUCGGACGGCAACGCACGGAUAUCUGAUCAACGACCUUAAAUGCGCGGUCAUAUACCCCAAUGUUCGCGGCAGCUCAGGUUAUGGCAAGAAAUACAUGGCCGCUGAUGAUGUGGAGAAGCGAGAGGAUUCUGUCAAGGACAUUGGGGCGCUAUUGGACCAUAUCCAUCAUAAGAUGCAGAACGAGCUAGACUCGUCCAGAAUUGCAGUCAUGGGCGGUUCUUAUGGUGGAUACAUGGUUUUCGCUACCCUGACACAUUACUCCUCCUGCCUCACCUGCGGCAUCGCCCACUUUGGAAUAACACAUUGGCCCUCUUUUUUGCAAAACACCGCCCCUGUACGGCGUGCGCACCGCCGUGCUGAGUACGGCGACGAGACCAACCCCGAGAUCCGCACGUUUCUCGAGCGUAUCUCACCGAUCAACAACGCGGAUAAGAUUAGUGUGCCGAUGCUGAUCACGCACGGAGAGACGGACACACGGGUGACGAUCCACGAGGCGUUCCAGAUGUAUGGGGUUGUGUCGAAAAAGGUGCAUACAGAGUUAGUUGUUUGUGAGAAGGAGGGACACGGAUAUAAGCAGAAGAGUGUCAUUGAGUUCGUAAACGCGGCUGUCGUGCAGUUUGUCGAGCGUCAUCUCUUAUCGCGAAAGACAAACCUCUAGUAUCGGAAGCUCGACUUCGUGGGGAGACUUGUAAGAAUACGUGUACAAUAUUGAGAUCAACAUUCGUUGAUGAUUAUAUCUUAUCUCACUGCCUUUCUCGCGAUCUCCGGGAGAAAUGCAUGUGUUCCUGCAGGACAUCCUCGCCAAGUCCCUAUUCCUGAAUUCGUACCCUUCAGAGAAAUCCCGCCAGGUUCUCAGUGGACUCUGUUCUCGGACGAUCGAGGUGGUCAUUGGACCUCAUGUAUCAUCAAGUAUUCCAGCUAAAACAUAAAGGCGCUCAAGGAUUCUCAGCCAUAAUGGUUAUCUGCCGAAGUCUUCCCGUCUCAGUUCUCUUCGUCGCAUACCUUGAGAGUCCAGGCUAGUUAUACCCUCGGUGCGCGGAAUAAGCCUCGAUCGAUCAGCUUCUCCGGAGUCCCGAGGUACCUCGUGACCCUCAUAAUUAGCCAUGUGAACAAUUC
Messenger RNA from Coniophora puteana RWD-64-598 SS2, 2737 nucleotides. RefSeq names its product alpha beta-hydrolase. Gene Ontology annotation, molecular function: serine-type endopeptidase activity. The coding region runs from base 51 to 2279 and encodes 742 amino acids. The transcript has 10 exons. NCBI's taxonomy places the organism in Eukaryota, Fungi, Basidiomycota, Agaricomycetes, Boletales, Coniophoraceae. The record is from RefSeq and is a predicted model, not a curated record. Gene Ontology annotation, biological process: proteolysis.